This is a messenger RNA of Leopardus geoffroyi (Geoffroy's cat), 2976 nucleotides long. It is a transcript of the gene TMEM186, whose product is annotated as transmembrane protein 186. The record is from RefSeq and is a predicted model, not a curated record. Bases 559 to 1203 code for a protein of 214 amino acids. Lineage: Eukaryota; Metazoa; Chordata; Mammalia; Carnivora; Felidae. The transcript has 2 exons. Gene Ontology annotation, cellular component: mitochondrion.
GGCAGGUAUCCGCGCGAUGGUAAGAAGGCGGGUGAGGGGAAGUACGGGAGGUGAAGCGCCUUGGGGGUCGUGGUCAAGGUUAGGCAGGCAGGCGGAUUUCUGGGGUUCUGAUUUGGAGGAUCCGCGGGAGGGAGCUCCGGCGUGGGUUAAGGCUUGCUGUGCCGCGCCUUUCUACGCCCGGGCCACGUGGGCCGACAGGGCACUCUCCGAUCAUCACAAACCUGGGGUCCAUUGAAUGCAUUUGAGAGCUUUGAAACCAUGAUCUCAUGUGGUAUGUUGUGAUCCCCAUUGUGAAAGGGGAAGAAACCGAGGCCCAGAGAAGUGAAGUAACUUACACAAGGAGCUACAGCUAGUGACUGGCCCCCAAGUCCAAAGCAUCUGUCGCUGCCCUACUCAGGGUGUAGAACGGUGCACCUAAUAAAAACCUUGUGCUGUGGGUUGGCGCCUCCCAUCCCCGCCUGCUUUGGUCUUCCCCCUCCCCCAAACAGGGCUAAGAAAUCAGCGAUUCCCUUCAGCACCGAAGAUGGUGCUUUAACCUGACAGAAUGGGGAAGUUAUUAUGGCUGCCCUCCUCCGCGCUGUGCUUCGACGGCCCGGCCCGGCCCUGUGGAGAAGGCCUGUCUGCGGGCUGUGGUGCCGCACAGCCACCGGCCGGGAUCCGGGGAGGUGGGUGGGGAGCGGGUGCCCCGCCCCGAAGGAGAAAGCGGCAGGUGCGGAGACAGAGAACUUCCAGAUGGUCUACCGGUUUGACGCCAUCAGAGCCUUUGGGUACUUGUCUCGGCUGAAGGUGGCACAGACGGCCCUCACGGUGCUGGCCCUCCCGCCUGGCUGCUACUGGUACUCGCAGGGCUUCGUGACGCUCGGCUCCCUGUGUGUCGCGGGCGGGGUGGCUGGCUUUGCCCUGGCCAUGCUCUGCUGGAUGAGCUAUUUCUUCCGGAGGCUGGUGGGCAUCCUGUAUGUGAACGAGGCGGGCACUGUGCUGCGGGUGGCGCACCUGACCUUCUGGGGCCGGCGGCAGGACACGGACUGCCCCGUGGCCGACGUGAUCCCCAUGACGGAAACCAAGGACCGGGCCCAGGAGCUGUUUGUGCGUAUCCAGCAGUACAGUGGGAAGCAGACCUUCUACCUCACCCUUCGCUACGGACGCAUCGUGGACAGAGAGCGUUUCGCGCAGGUGUUUGGGACGCUGGACUCCCUCAAGUGAAUUGGGAGCUGGGUCUCCAGCAGGAAGGCCGAGGAUGAAACAGGGGAUUGGGCACCUGAGGACUUCGGCAGGGCCUCUGGGCACCCGCUUUUGGGAUGCAGAGUCCUAAGACAGAAGCUAGUGAUCGCGUUUCGGAAAGAGGCCCUUAGUACCAAUUCAUACUGCGUUUGUGUGACAUUUAGUCAGAUAACGGCCAGAAGUUCACAGCUGGUUCUCGGAGGAAGCUGUGUCCGGUUCACUCAGGCAGGGCAGUGCUGCGAAAUCGGAAGUCAGGGAGGUGAGGCAGAGCAAGCUCAGGACGUGGCUUGAGCAGACUCGGGUGCUGUCAGUUCUCGACUGCCUGUCCUGGAGUCACCGUGUCUCUCAACCCUGGUUUUCACAUCUGAGAAAGGGAAAAAUCCUGUCUCCUGGCAUGGGUGUGAAAAUAAACGGUAAAUGUCAAGGUGAGUACAAAGGUGAUGGUGUGCUGAAAAGCUUCCAAGCAGUCAGUAGGGCUUACCCGAGGCCUGUGCCGCCCCCGUCGGGCCUCAGCAGCAGGAAAGGACGGGAAGAAGCCCAGGUGGAGGCGGGUCGUGUGACCGCGGCGGAGGGUGCUGGCCAGGCGAGUGCAGCAUCCCUUUGCCAAGGUUGUGGCCUGGGGCCCUCCUGUCCGAAGGCUCUGGUGGAUAAAACCAGGCGAGCUGUGUUCUGGUGCGUUCUUUUAUAAGCUAAAGCUAGUUGUGUGCACAAUUAGUGGUUAGUAAAAGAUGUUUGUUUCACAGUCUGUAGCAAAAUAAAGAGGAAGGAAGAGGUGAUCGUCAACAGUUCCACCACUCAGAAGUCAGUGACUAGAUGCUUUAUUGUGGGGACUUCCAGUCUUUUAUUGUGUUAAAACACACAUCAUGUAAAUGUAUUCCUUCAGCCAUUUUUGAAUGUACACUUCAGUGGUAUUAAGGAUGCCUACAACGUUGUGCAGCCAUCACAUCUGCUCGUUUCCAGAACGUUUUCAUCAUCCCAAGGAGAAACUCUGUACCCAUUAAACGGUCACUCCCCAUCUCCCCCUCCCUCCGGCCUCGUAACCACUCAUCUGCUUUCUGUUUCUGUGGAUUUGCUUUUUCUGGACAUUCCACGUAAACGGAAUCGCCCACUGUGGUCUUGUGUCUGGCUUCUUUCACCUGGCGUGAUGGUUCCAACGUGCAUCCGUGCUGUAGCCUGUGUGAGAGCCUCAUUGCUUUUCGUGGCUGGAUAACCACAGUGUAGACCACAGUUUGCUUAUCUGUCUGUUGAUGGACAUUUUGAUAGUUUCCACCUUUUGGCUGUUGGGAACAGUGCUGCUGUCAGAGUUGGCACACGAGUCCCUGCUGUCGCUUCUUUUGGGGCUCCUGGAUGCCGACAGGCAGACAGGCGGAAAUAUUGGAUCUUACGGUGACUGUGUGCAAGUUUUUGAGGAACCGCCGAACUUCCCCACAGCCGCCAUGUCCUUUUUUACCCGUCUCAGCCGUGCACGAGGGUUCUGGCUUCACAUCCUCCUGAUGGGCAGGAGGUGAUACCUUACCGUGCUCUCAGGCUUUUUAAAAACAUAGAUGUUACCCUGUACCUGGAAUUUUUUUUUUUUUUUUUUUUUUUUGCUUCAUGUAACAUAGCUAUCUUACUUGUAAACAUAUUAAAAAUAUUCUGUCACAAGAAAAAAAAAUACCUCAUUACUAUGUGAGAUGCCUGAUGUUAACUGACCUUGUCAUAAUCAUUUUGCGAUAUAUACGUGCAUAAAUCAUUAUGUUGUACACACUAAGCUGA